Molecule: messenger RNA, 5640 nt
Organism: Saccostrea echinata
Lineage: Eukaryota; Metazoa; Mollusca; Bivalvia; Ostreida; Ostreidae
Product: protocadherin Fat 4-like
Exons: 20
Biological process (GO): homophilic cell-cell adhesion
Cellular component (GO): plasma membrane
Molecular function (GO): calcium ion binding
Source: RefSeq, a predicted model, not a curated record
ACAGUCUUUGCCCCUGAAUAUUGUCAUGAUAACGUCAAUGACGGUCAACCCGUCUUCUCCAGUCCCCCCAUUGCCGGUAUAACGGUGUCCAUCAGGGAAGACGCUAUCCCGGGAUUUGUAGUGUACACAGUGAGCGCCACGGACACGGAGUAUUACGAACUUGAUACAAAAAUACCUGAGUUUGGAAUCAAUGGAGACAAGUUAGUCGUUACAGGAUAUCUGGAUUAUGAAGCAACAAGAACGUACACGUUAGUUUUUAGUGCCUACGAAUGUAUAUACGCUCUUCCAGUGAAGAGUAAUAUUACCAUCAACAUUGAGCCUGUUAAUGAAUUCUUUCCAAGAUUCACCAGGGAGGUUAUAUAUAAAGAUAUCAAUGAAAACGAGGUGCAAGAUCAUAACGUGACAGUUCUCACAGAUCUAAUCUGUACUGAUUGGGACCAAGGUCCAAAUCCGGGUUGUUCCCUGGCCAUUCAAGAUGGCGAUGAUCCCACUCAGAAGUUUAAAAUAUCCGGAACCAGAAUUCAGACAACCAACGCUGCAGUUGACUAUGAGUUGUUAUCGGGACAGGAUUUUCUAUAUUCACUCACUGUGAUUGGUGUGGAUAAUCCAAAAACAGAUCCGAGAAAGACUGGAACUGCCAAUGUAUUUGUAAAUAUCAACCCCAUUAAUGAUAACAGUCCAGCAUUCCUAGAUAGAAGUUAUUCCACACAGAUAAUGGAGAAUGCUAUACCUGGGACCGGGGUGUUAAAUACCUCUGCAGACGACAAAGAUCUAGGACUCCAUGGGGACCUGACAUUCAGUAUUACAGCGGGAAAUGAGGAUAACAGAUUUUAUAUAGACCCAAAAUCAGGUCAAAUAUCAACGCUUGCCCCCCUCGAUUUCGAAACUAAAUCAACCUACCAACUCACUAUCAGAGUUAGUGAUGGAGGGGGAAUCUAUGAUCAAGUUUUCGCCAAUAUUGGCGUCAUUAACGUUAAUGACGUCACUCCUGUGUGUUCAGCCUAUCAGAACGUCGUCGAAGUAGAUGAGACCAUACCCCCUGGGAGUAUUCUUAUGACAUUAACUUGUACUGAUCUGGACGGAGUCGCAGCCUUGACAUAUAACCUGCAAGACGACGUAGAUGGAACAUUUUCUAUCAAUCCUUCAGGAGAAAUUACCUUAACAAAAGCAUUGGACUAUGACCUUGGUAUAAGAUCAUAUCGUCUGACAGUUAUUGUAUCUGACGGUGUUCACAAUCUACUCGUCAAGCGACAUGUCAUUGUGAAACCUGUCAAUGAAUACCCACCAGAACUUCCACCUAGCGCCACGAUCCAAACAUCUGAAAAUGAUGCUACCGGAAGUGUGUUAUAUACAGCCACAGCAAAGGAUGCAGAUGUCUCUCGAGAUAAUCUGAACACGUUCUCAUUCUUUAUUGCAAGUGUCAGCAAUAACGGUGGGGACACAUUUUGGAUUGACACAAAUAAUGGCGACAUUGUGUUAGUGAAGAACCUAGACUUCGAAAAUGAACAGAAUUACGUCAUUACCUAUGCUGUUGAAGACGAUGGGAAUUUUAGAACUACAAGCACAUUGACAGUAUCAGUCCUGAAUGUUAACGACAACAUACCUAGGUGUACCCCUGAUGCCAUCAGUGUACAAAUUCCUGAAAAUACAGACACAUCCGUCCCUUCUUUGUACAAAUUAAUUUGUACUGACGAUGACGGGGAUUCUCUUCAAUAUGACGUCAUUUAUCAGAGACCAAAUGACGCUGCAUUUGACGUCAAUUCCUCAGGAAAGCUUUUGCUUGAAAAACCAUUAGAUUAUGAGACGAGAACAUUUUAUGAGAUUAAAAUUGGUGUAACUGAUGGCCUGUCUACAGCCACAGUUAAUAUGGCGGUGAAUGUCCUGGAUGUCAACGAAGGAGCCCCAGAGUUCACCAGCUCUGGUAUAUAUAACGGCACCUUACCUGAGACAUCUCGGAAAGGUGUAUUCAUCGCCCAGGUGUCGGCUACAGACGUGGAUAUCAGUAUUGUUACCUUCACAUUCAAAGACAAUAAUCAUGAGUUUAUAUUAGAUCCCUACAGUGGAGAGAUUUUUCUGAAUGGUCAGCUAGACAGGGAGAUUACGCCAAUGUACACGUUAUUAGUCCUGGCUUCAGAUGGAAUGCUUACAUCCACUGCUACGGUAUAUGUCAACGUAGAAGACGUCAACGAACCGCCCAAAUUUGUUAGAACUGCUUACAGGUUUACAAACGAUGAGAGAUCUCCAAAAGCCACCAUUGUUGGACAGGUGUCUGCAAGAGACAUUGAUAAAGAGGGUAAAUAUGGCCAGAUAACAUACGCCAUAGAAUCUGGAAAUAUCCAUUCCCACUUCACCAUUGACUCAAACGAUGGAACGAUAUCUGUAGCAGAGCCGACAGACUAUGAGGAGACUUCUUUAAUUGAGCUUGUGGUGUCCGUGACAGACAUGGGUGAACCUCCUUUAUUUGACAAGUGUACAGUGACAAUUACUAUUGUGGAUGUGAACGACAACCCACCGACCUUUCAGGUGUCGUCCCUGUCUAUCCCUGUGUCAGAAUCAGCCGCUAAAGGGACAUUGUUAACACAGGUGUCAGCAACAGAUUCAGACUCUCCACUUAACAACAACAACAGGUUCUCUUUCAGUGAAUUGUCUGUCACGCCUUUCAGUGUUCAUUCAUCUACCGGGAUUGUAACUGUAGAGGGACCUCUUGAUCGUGAGACAGAAGACAGAUAUCACAUGGAAAUCCUUGCAACCGAUGCUGGAUAUCCAGCACAAACAGGAACCUUAACUGUGAAUGUACACAUUGAAGAUAUCAACGACAAUACCCCCAAUAUAGUGGGCAAUUAUAACACAACAAUAUCUGAAGAUACACCUGUACAACACGUCGUGUACAAGAUAUCUGCGGAGGAUGAUGACUUAGAAGAGAACAGUAGGCUCCAUUAUUCCAUUGAAUCCGGGAAUUAUAAUUCUAACUUUAAAAUAGAACCAUACAGCGGCUAUGUACAGGUGGCAUCUACACUGGACCGUGAAACAAGGUCUCUCUAUCAUUUGGUUAUAAAAGUAUCAGACCAUGGACUACCACCAAGAUAUUCCACGUCAACUGCCACUAUCGCCAUUUCAGAUAUCAAUGACAAUUCACCAACCUUUAUACAGGCUUCAAGAGAAUACUUUGUAGAUGAGAACGUUCCUCUCUAUACAAGUGUUGGACGAUUGGAAGCAGUGGACGAUGACGAGGGGAUAAAUGCACAGUUGACAUUUAAAAUCAGCGCUUUCUUACAAGGAACACCCGGAAGUUUCCUUAUCAAUGAAACAUCUGGGGAACUUUUCACAAACAUGGUCCUGGAUCGUGAAGCAGAAUCUUUCUACCAGUUAAUGAUUUCAGUAUUAGACGGCGGAAGUCCUGCUCUGUCAUCUGAAAUUACAAUAAACAUAUACGUUAAUGACUUAAAUGAUAAUUACCCGAAUUUCCGUAAUACCUUUUAUUCUAAAACUAUUUCUGAAUCAACAGCAGUUGGAACAAAAAUUGUGACGACAGCUGCAGUCGACGUUGAUCUCGGUUUCUUUUCAGAAAUAACAUAUGAGCUCGAUUUGACUUCUCCCGAAGGUCUCCAAGCUGAUUUUUAUUUUACUGUUCAUCCUGUAUUUGGUGACGUAAUUCUGAAACGUUCACUUGACUUUGAAACUCACGAGGCCCUUUCCAUGAUAGUAGUAGCAAUGGAUGGCGAUACCCCGCCGAAAACUGCAACUGCGAAUGUUACGAUAUAUAUAACUGACGUCAAUGACAAUGCUCCAGAAUUUUUUCCGAUUUUUUACAACACAGAAGCCCCAGCUGCUGAGACCUGCGAUUUUGUUCUUGCCAGAUUAAGUGCUACAGAUAAAGAUAAAACAAACAAUGCAGAACUCUUUUAUGUUUUGGAUCCUGCCUAUGAACAGUCACCUUUCACUGUAAACACGGAUACAGGUGAAGUCAGGGCUCGAUACGAUCUCAACAGCUCUCAGUACAUCGUCAGAGUGAAUGCCCAAGAUAACGGCAAACCACGGCUGACGUCAUCAGUGAGUGCUACAGUCCGGAUAGACACUUUCCAGCCGGAAGUAAACGUCGUCUCUUUUACGUUAUCACUCAAUAAGGACCAAUAUCUGAAACAAGAGACUGAUUUCCUGCUGGAGGUUACAUUGUCGAUAAAUUCUAUUUACCCCACCCCCUACGUAAGGCGAUGGUGCCUCUAUGAUAUGGAAACUUACGUGGUCGUCCACCUGUACGCUGUUGAGAAUGAUCUGAGUGACUGGAUUUAUAAUCUCCAUCUCCCAAAACCAUUCCUGAAAACAAACGAAAUCCUAGAUUUAGUUAAUCCAUUUGGAACCAAUAAAGACAAAUGGAGCAGAUUUUAUGUUAAAGAAAUAGACGAGUAUUUUGUACCAAACAACAAAAUAGAAGAUCCGAAAGUGAUACCUGUCAGCAAAUCCAAAAGUACCAAGGUCAACGCACUAGCGAUUGCCCUACCCAUUCUAUUUUUAGCAUUGAUUGUGGCGGCUGUUCUAUUUUUUGUUGCAUGGAGGCGUAAAUGGUGUAGAAAAAGAGACAAAGAAGAAAAAGGAAAAAAGAAUUCCGAAAAUACGCCUUCGUCACCGAACACGCCUCGUAUUGUUUCUCCGACUGGAAUCAAAAUUAAUCCUGAAAAUGUUGGUGGCAGAAAUGGACAUGGUCCCUUCAUUAACGUCCCGGUGGAUGACAAUGCUGCUUUUGUUCACGAUGAAGAAAGUCACACGGAUGAACAGUCGUCCACACCAGGCUCUUUGUUCGACAAAAGAGGAGUCGAUCCAGUUACUGGCUGGGUCUAUGUUGAGAGCUCUAGAACCAAGGAACGAAGAUGGAUAAAAUUCCCGGAUAAAGACCCGCUCUUUAAGAAUAUCCAAUCCUCUUAUUUAUAAAUCUGGAUAGAGAAUACAACGCACGAGUGUUUUAGUGCCAUGCUCUAAACUAUUAUUUUAUCACAGUUUAUGUUCAGAAAUAUCCUAAAUGUGUUGUAAAUUAUAAUCAGAAGGGUUGUACUACGAAAGCACUUUUCUGAUUUGAAACCUAACAUAUUGUUUCAUAUAUAUGUGGAAAAAGACCCCCUUGGAAUUUCCUCAGUAAGAUGCCAAUUUGAUAUACAUUCUUCCCAUUAUAAUAAUUAAAACGACUAACAAUCCUGAAAUCCUUCUAGCGGAGGAGUCUUUUCACUUUUUUUUAAUUGCUUAAUUUUGUAUUGACAUGUAUUUUUUUCUCUAUAACAUCUUGGUAACGUAACAUUCUAUAUGUAUGCAAAGAAUAAAUGUUACACUGAUAACUCUAUAUAAUAGAAGAAUAUUUUUAUAAUUAUAUACCCGAAAAAAGUAUUCACAAAUAUAUUCUAAAUAUGGUGAUAAUAUAAUCUCGCUUGAUAAGUGGAUAAUUUGCUAACUUAUCUUUAAGUACACAAUCACCCGGCGCUGUCACCGUUUUGUCUCAUAGCGUUUGACAACGUCAUUGCUUCUCGUUGUCCGCUUCCUAUGCCUUAAUACACUUUUCUUGACGGGAUACCCUUGUGUUAAAUACUAAUUGAAACCAUUCUCGUUUAUAUGACCUUAAAAUUUCAUGAACUGCUGAUUUUAAAACACGGUAUU